Messenger RNA from Moneuplotes crassus, 859 nucleotides. NCBI's taxonomy places the organism in Eukaryota, Ciliophora, Spirotrichea, Euplotida, Euplotidae. The record is from the annotation of a GenBank genome assembly.
CCAUAAAUGAUGCAUCGGUUCAUCCUGAAAAGACAGUUCUCAUCCAUGGUAAUUGCAAGGAACUUGCCAAGCGAAUGGAGUGCUUAUGACAUUGUUGGCCAUUUCAACGACACCAGAAUAAAGAAAAUCAACUUUAUCAAAAAUAAAGAAGGUCUAAAAACAGGGAAAGCAAUUCUUCAUUACAAAGACCAAAAGGAAGCUAAUUUCAUGAUUAAGCUUAACUCCGGCAAAACUGUAAUGAAUAAAGAAGUCAUUUUUGAGCUAUACAAAAGCAAGAACUUUGAGCAAAGAACUGAUGAUAGUUCAUACCAGAAAGGAGAAUUCCAGUCAAGAUUGGAUAGAAGAAUCUAUAUUCAAAACCUCUCUCCUGAGGUAACAAAAGACGAUAUUUAUUCACUAGUUAAAAACCUUUCAGAUGUCCAGGAGAUAAUGCUUCCUCUCACUGAAGCUGGGAGAAAUAAAGGGUUCGGUAUUGUGUAUCUAAAGGAAACUAGUCAUGUCACAAACGUUAUAAAUUCCUUAGAAAAUAGAGAAAUCUUUGGCCAAAAGUUGAGGGUCUCUCAAAAGCUUCAGCCUCAAGAAUCAGAUGAGGAGUCAAGACUAAAGGAUAAGUUAGAUUAUGUUAAAUAUCUCAAACGGAAGUAUAUCUCAGGAAUGAAUCUUCUUUCUCUCCCAUUCACUCACACUCCCUCUCUAAAACUUGCAGUAGAUGAUGCACUUGUUGAUGCAAGUAACAAUAAAGAGAAAGAAAAGAUAUUGAGGAGAUUAAUGAGUCCAAAGGACAAAACAUUAGAAAAGGCCACUGAACUAGCUGUUCUUGAGUACAAAAAGAUUAUGUUUGGAUAAACAUCUCAACAAA